AUGAAUAAGAAUGGUCGAUCACUGCGGGAGUUCAAGUCACUUCCUUUUCCUGAUAUAAGCUUGAUCAAUAUGUGUAGAAAUACAUUGAUUAUGGAUGAGUUGAGAUAUGAUCGAGAAUCUCUCAAAAAUGAACAUCUUUCUUUGUAUUCGGGUCUCAAUAUAGAGCAAAAGGUCGUGUACACUGCAAUAUUGGAAGCAGUUUAUUCUGAUUAUGGCAGGUUCUUUUUUGUUUAUGGUAGUGGGGGUACAGGGAAGACUUAUUUGUGGAGAACCGUUAUUGCUCGAUUGCGUUCUGAAGGUAAAAUUGUAUUAGCUGUGGCAUCUUCUGGAAUUGCAGCACUUUUGUUGCCUGGGGGUAGAACUGCACAUUCUAGAUUUAAGCUUCGUGAAAGCUCAUGUUGUGAUAUUAACCAAGGGACUCAGUUGGCAGAACUAAUAUGCAAAUCGAGUCUUAUUAUAUGGGAUGAAGCUCCUAUGGCUCAUCGUAAUGCUUUUGAAGCACUUGAUGGUAGCUUGCGAGAUAUUUUACGCUUCCAUGCGCCAAAUUCCACAAACAAAUCAUUUGGAGGUAAAACAGUGGCAUUAGGUGGUGAUUUUAGACAGAUAUUACCGGUUGUUCCUCAAGGGGGUAGGGAAGAUAUAGUUGCUACUUCGAUUAGUGACUCAACUUUAUGGCAUCAAUGUAAGGUUUACAAACUCACAAUCAACAUGCGACUUCGAGACCCUACAAUGGAUUCUAAUGCUAUUCAGUAA
This is a messenger RNA of Durio zibethinus, 753 nucleotides long. The record is from RefSeq and is a predicted model, not a curated record. NCBI's taxonomy places the organism in Eukaryota, Viridiplantae, Streptophyta, Magnoliopsida, Malvales, Malvaceae.